Molecule: messenger RNA, 1796 nt
Organism: Diabrotica virgifera virgifera (western corn rootworm)
Lineage: Eukaryota; Metazoa; Arthropoda; Insecta; Coleoptera; Chrysomelidae
Gene: Grd
Product: gamma-aminobutyric acid receptor alpha-like
Exons: 10
Coding region: 302-1738 (478 amino acids)
Biological process (GO): chemical synaptic transmission; monoatomic ion transmembrane transport; nervous system process
Cellular component (GO): neuron projection; synapse; membrane
Molecular function (GO): extracellular ligand-gated monoatomic ion channel activity; GABA-A receptor activity; neurotransmitter receptor activity
Source: RefSeq, a predicted model, not a curated record
UUUUCCUUUGUGCUAAAUGAACCUGUAAUUCAGUAAAUCAUAUCAUGAGAACACAUAAUGUUUUACACCCUCUAGAAAUCACCAAGAGGCAAACGACGUAUGCCUCUUCAAUUUUGCGCGCGUCUCAUGCCUUCGGGGUUUAAUUUAGAGUUUUGGAGUUUUCCCUUUUCACCACUUCUCGCUUGAUUUACAUGAGAAGUGUAUCUAUCGUGUCUUAGUGGUAUGUACAUACACGUGACAUAUUUUAGCAUGCCUUGAAGUGAUUAGUGCUUGAUUUAUUACGGUUAAUAGAUUUCUAAAGAUGUUUUGCUUCAUAUUAAUUUUAUCGAUUAUAACAUCUACGGUAGAUUUAAGUAGUAUAGUAAUCAUGAGUGGUACUGGAACAUUGUCCCAGCAGAAUAACCAUAAAAAUAUUUCAUUACUAUUGGAUAAUUUGUUAAGAGGAUAUGACAAUAGUAUUCGUCCAGAUUUUGGAGGUCCUCCUACUAUAAUAGAAGUAGAUAUUAUGGUAAGAAGUAUGGGACCAAUAUCAGAAAUUGAUAUGACAUAUUCAAUGGAUUGUUAUUUUCGGCAAUCUUGGAGAGACAAAAGAUUGUCGUUUUUUAGUCACACAAACUAUACCCUUGCUCUCAGUAUCUCGAUGCUGGCCAAAAUAUGGAAACCAGACACUUUUUUCUACAACGGAAAACAAUCGUAUUUACACACGAUUACAACCCCAAAUAAAUUUGUCAGGCUCCAUCACGACGGAAGGGUAUUGUAUUCUUCCAGAUUAACAAUUAAAGCUGGAUGUCCAAUGAAUUUAGAAAAUUUUCCAAUGGAUAUUCAGAAAUGUCCCUUAACGUUCGGUUCGUUUGGCUACACAAAAAAAGAUGUAUUAUAUCGAUGGAAUUUCGCCCGGCAAGUUGCUAUAGCCGAUGAUAUGAAACUAUCACAAUUUGAUCUGAUAGGUACUCCUUCUGGGAACAAUUCCUUUAAUCCUUUUAAUGGAGAUAUAAGAUCAGAAUAUUCGGUAUUACUGGUAAGCUUUCACCUUCAGCGACAUAUGGGAAAUUUUUUAAUUCAAGUAUAUGGACCAUGCGUACUCCUUGUGGUCCUCUCUUGGGUAUCAUUUUGGUUGAACAGAGAAGCUACAGCAGAUAGAGUAUCACUUGGUAUAACGACAGUUCUGACAAUGACCUUUUUAGGUUUGGAAGCAAGGACAAAUUUACCCAAAGUUCCUUAUCCAACUGCACUGGAUUUUUUUGUUUUUCUGUCAUUUGCUUUUAUUUUUGCAACAAUCAUACAAUUCGCAGUCGUUCACUAUUUUACUAAGUAUGGUUCUGGAGAAUGUUACUUUAGCUUCAGUUCUGAUUCAAGCAGUGAGGAUGAAGAUAGUAAUACUUCGUAUGUGCAACCAAAGGCUUCAAAAUCGGUCGCUAAGAGCGUUCACGAAUGUUCCAAACCAAAUCCUCGAUUUGAUGAAAUCAUUCAAUUGACCGAUGACUUACUUCCCUCUACAUCCACAAAACCAGCCACCAAGCCACCAGCCCGAAGAUUGAGCCAUCAAGCUCCACCAACAGCCAAACGUCGAUUUAGCGUAGCAAGUAGAAGAGUAUCCACUCAGAGCAGUAAAGGUUAUAGAAAGAAAAAGAGAUCACCCAGAUUUAACUCGGUUUCUAAAAUUGAUCGCGUGUCAAGAAUAUUGUUUCCGUUUUUAUUCAUAGCUAUUAAUACGUUUUAUUGGUACUCAUAUCUUUAAACUAAAGUUCAAGUUUUGUAGUAAUUACUUUUUAAAUAAAGAAAUGGUUGUUUGUGUA